Gopherus evgoodei (Goodes thornscrub tortoise) is the source of this 4395-nucleotide messenger RNA. It is a transcript of the gene ESYT1, whose product is annotated as extended synaptotagmin 1. Gene Ontology annotation, biological process: lipid transport. The coding region runs from base 3 to 3239 and encodes 1078 amino acids. Gene Ontology annotation, molecular function: lipid binding. The record is from RefSeq and is a predicted model, not a curated record. Lineage: Eukaryota; Metazoa; Chordata; Testudines; Testudinidae. The transcript is spliced from 31 exons.
CGAUGGAGCAGCGGGAGGGUCCCGGGAUCGGGCCCGGCUCGGGCGAGGCGCUGGCCGCCCUGGCCGCCUUCGGGAAGCUGCUGCUGAGCCUGGCGCCCGUGUACGUGGCCGGGCGGCUGGGCCUGAGCCUGGGCUUCGUGCUGCUCGGCCUGGCGCUGUACGCGGGCUGGCGGGCGGCGCGGCGCGCCAAGGAGCGGAGCCUGCGGGCCGCCCGCCGCCUGCUGCAGGACGAGGAGCGCCACGUGAGCGCCGCCGCCGCCGGCCUCUGCCUGAGCGCGCGGGAGCUGCCGGCCUGGGUCAGUUUCCCGGAUGUGGAGAAGGCCGAAUGGCUCAACAAGAUCCUGGCCCAGGCCUGGCCUUUCUUCGGGCAGUACAUGGAGAAGUUGCUGGUGGAGAAUAUCGCCCCCAUGAUCCGCGCCUCCAACACCCACCUGCAGACCUUCGCCUUCACCAAGGUUGACAUGGGCGAGAAGCCCCUCAGGGUCAUGGGCGUGAAUGUUCACACUGGCCAGAACAAGAAGCAAAUCCUGCUGGACCUGACUAUCAGCUACGUGGGGGACGUGCACAUCGACGUGGAGGUGAAGAAAUUCUUCUGCAAGGCUGGGGUGAAGGGGAUGCAGCUGCACGGGGUGCUGCGUGUCAUCCUGGAGCCCCUCAUCGGGGACAUGCCCAUCGUGGGGGCCCUGACCAUGUUUUUCAUCCGACGCCCCACUCUGGACAUUAACUGGACUGGGAUGACCAACCUCCUGGACAUCCCAGGGCUCAGCUCCCUGUCGGACUCGAUGAUCAUGGACUCCAUUGCGGCUUUCCUGGUGCUACCCAACCGCCUGCUGGUGCCCCUGGUGCCCAACCUGCAUGAUGUGGCCCAGCUCCGCUCCCCGCUGCCCAGGGGGAUUGUCCGCGUCCACCUCCGGGAGGCCAGGGACCUGCAGUCCAAGGACAAGUACGUGAAGGGGCUGAUCGAGGGCAAGUCGGACCCCUACGCCCUCGUCCGCGUGGGCACCCAGGUCUUCACCAGCCAGGUCAUCGACGAGAGCCUGAACCCCGCCUGGAACGAGACGUACGAGUUCGUGGUGCACGAGGUGCCGGGCCAGGAGCUGGAGGUGGAAGUGUUUGACAAGGACCCCGACCAGGACGACUUCCUGGGCAGGAUGAAGCUGGAUUUCGGGGAGGUGCUGAAGGCCCGCGUGCUGGAGGAGUGGUUCCCGUUGCAGGACAGUGGCCGGGGUCAGCUCCACCUGCGUCUGGAGUGGCUCACGCUCCUGUCCGACGCCUCCAAGCUGGAGCAGGUCCUCCAGAGGAACCGGGGAAUCUCCUCCAAGCCGGAGGCGCCAUCGGCUGCCAUCCUGGUUGUCUACCUGGACCGGGCCCAGGAGCUUCCCCUGAAGAAGCCCGGCAAGGAGCCCAACCCCAUGGUGCAGCUCUCGGUGCAGGACGUCACGCGGGAGAGCAGAGUUGUCUAUAACACCAGCUCCCCAGUCUGGGACGACGCCUUCCGCUUCUUCCUCCAGGACCCAGCCAAUCAGGACAUCGACAUCCAGGUGAAGGACGACACGCGCCAGACCAGCCUGGGCUCGCUCAGCGUCCGUCUGUCCCGCCUGCUGAGUGCCGAGGACCUGACGCUGGACCAGUGGUUCCAGCUGGAGAACUCGGGGCCAGGCAGCCGCAUCUACAUGAAGCUCGUCAUGCGGAUCCUGUUCCUGGACGCCCCCGAGGUCUGCAACACUCCCCAGCCGUGCGCCCCGGGGCAGUUGGACGGGGAAACCAGCACCUUUGCUGGCAGCAGUGUGGACAUGCCGCCCCGGCCCAGCCGAGCCAGCCCUGACGCCCAGUUUGGCACCGAGAGCGUGAUCCGCAUUCACCUGCUGGAAGCCGAGAACCUGAUCGCCAAGGAUAACUUUAUGGGCGGCAUGAUCCGGGGCAAGUCGGACCCCUACGCCAAGGUGCGGCUGGGUGGGCAGAGCUUCCGCAGCCACGUCGUCAAGGAGGAGCUGAGCCCCCGCUGGAACGAGGUCUACGAGGUCGUUGUGAACGAGAUCCCAGGCCAGGAGGUGGAGUUCGAGAUCUACGACAAAGACAUUGACAAGGACGACUUCCUGGGCAGGUGUAAGAUCGCCCUGAAGCGAGUCCUGAGCAGCCGGUUCAUCGAUGAGUGGCUCCCCCUGGAGGAUGUGAAAUCCGGCCGCCUCCACGUGAGGCUGGAGUGCCUGGCCCCCACCCCCAACAGCGCCGAGCUGGAGCAGGUGCUGAUGGUGAACAGCCUGACCCAGACCCAGCGGAGCGCGGAGCUGUCGUCCGCCCUGCUCUCCGUCUUCCUAGACCGGGCGGCUGACCUGCCGCUCCGGAAGGGCUCCAAGCCCCCCUGCCCCUACGUCAGCCUUUCCGUCCGGAACGUCUCCUACAAGAGCAAGACCGCCACCUCCACCUCGGAGCCCAUCUGGGACGAAGGCUUCUCCUUCCUCGUCAAGCGCCCCCACGUGGAGUCCUUGGAGCUGCAGGUGAAGGACGAGGGGGGGCAGGGCCUGGGGUCGCUGAGCCUGCCCCUCACCCAGCUGCUGGCGGCUGAGACGCUGACGCUCGAUCGCUGGUUCCCGCUCAGCCGCGCCGGCCCUGGCAGCCAGGUCCUGCUGCGAGUGCAGCUUGGGAUCCUGGUCUCCCAGCACUCGGGGGCGGAGCCCCGCAGCGCCCCAUCAGCUGGCGAGGAGGCUGAGAGCCCCCCCGGGGGGUCGGAGCCGGAGCUGUACGUCGGGGAGGACGGGGAGCCCGGGGCUGCCGGGCCUGCCCAGGAGCUGCGCCAGCGCCUCACCCACGUGGACAGUAACUCGGAGCUGGUGGAGGGCCCCCUGGGCCAGCUGCAACUCACAGUCUGGUACCACAUGGACGAGCGCAAGCUAGUUGUCAUCGUACAUUCCUGCAGGAAGCUGAGGGCCAGUUCGAAGGACAUUCCUGACCCCUAUGUCUCUCUGAUCCUCCUGCCUGACAAGAACCGCGUGACCAAGAGGAAAACCACCGUGCGGAAAAGGACUCUGAACCCCGAGUUCAAUGAGAGGUUUGAGUGGGAACUGCCCCCGGAGGAGGCCACCCGGAGGAGGCUCGAGGCCUGCGUCAAAAACAGCGUCUCCUUCAUGUCCCGGGAGAAGGAGCCCCUGGGGAAGGUGCAUCUUGACCUGUCGCAGAUGGACCUGGCCCAGGUCAAGGCCCAGUGGCACAACUUGAAAGAGAACAGGAGCAGCUCUUAGUCCCCGUGACAGCCCCCGCUUCCCAGCAGGGCCCAGCCCACGCCCACCCCCCGUGGCACCAGCCUUCGCUCGCCUGGCUCUGAGCACUCGCAUCUCUUCUGUUCUCUUCAGUGUAAAGCCAUGCGGGGGGAGACACUGGGGGGAGGCUGUGGACAGGGGUGUCGCACGCCCCCCAUUUCCUGCCCUGUGUCACUGAUCAGGGAUGCCAAACGCAAUCUGCCUUUUAACUGACCAAAGAAAAUGGACCCGCGGGCGGAGCCAGGUAGGGGCCUGGGGCCUUGUCAGCAGGCACUGGCUUUUGGGCACGAUCCCAGAUGUUGCAGGGGUCAGGCAGCAGGAUGGGGCGUCCCCCACAAGAACCCCACCCACCUGGUCCAAAAUGCAGGCCCUGCCAGACGGCACCGCGGGGCGGGAGUUGCUCGGCACCGGGGGACUCUGGCUGAGCUGCCGCAGUGUGGUAGAGAGAGCAGCCCAGAUGCCAUGGUGAUGGGCAUGGGUGAGACCCCGCCGAGCCGCGGAGGGCAGGGAUCCCGUCCUGCCCAGCGAGAACCACAGGGGGUUUAUCGCCCCAAGAAGGAAAGAUCCCCCCUGACCCUGUACCCAGCAGCAGAGUUCCCAGCUCCAGCACAGAACCCCCUGGCCCCACUGCAAAAUGUAGCCGCUCCUGCUCUUCGCUAAGGGUCUGGACCCCUCCCCCCCCGUGUCUCGCUCUCCCCAAGGUCCUCACCUUGUUUUUCUUUGUUGUAUUUCUUUGUGCCAGUUUCUCGGCUUUUUUACGUUAUUUAUCUCACGUGCCUUUUAAUUCUUGUUUUAAAAGCAGCCGGCUCAGGGGGGAGAGAGGCGGACUCCAGGCUGGCUGCACGGGGCAGAAGGCCUCUGCCCCCCCCCCCCCCCCCCGGGCAUGGGUUGAAGGUAGAUUCCUCUGGAUGAUGCCCUGGUCCCUCCCCGGGGGAGCCGCCCCCUGCUCAAGCCAAAAACUCUCAUGCCGUAUUUAUCUGUAUUGUGAAGACGCUGCUUUCUGAGUGUUUGCACCACGAAGGUCUCAUGUGGCUGGCGUCAGCCGGGCACCCCCGCUGCCUGUGAGGCCGGGCCCACGCCUGCCAGGCCAGCACCGCUGUAACCCGCCUCUGUCAAUAAAAGUGAGGAGUCGAUCGAC